Trichobilharzia szidati is the source of this 1091-nucleotide messenger RNA. NCBI's taxonomy places the organism in Eukaryota, Metazoa, Platyhelminthes, Trematoda, Strigeidida, Schistosomatidae. The record is from the annotation of a GenBank genome assembly.
ACACUGGGAGCGCUCCUUGUAAUGUUUGCGCUAAAUCCGAAGUAACUUGAAGCCCCGCGUGUUUCGAACUUCUCUCUGUAAAGAUGAUUAUCAAGGAAUAUCGUGUAAUUUUACCUAUGACAGUUGAGGAGUAUCGUGUUGGCCAGUUGUACUCAGUUGCCGAAAGUUCCAAAGGUGAAACUGGUGGCGGUGAUGGUGUGCAGAUUUUAGUGAAUGAACCGUUUGAUCAGCACACUUAUAAACCGGAUCGUCCUUUACUAAAAGGUGAUCCAAGGUUCACUACUGGACAAUACACACAUAAACAUUAUCAUCUUGCACAUAAAGUACCUGGAUUUGUGCGUAUGGUUGCCCCUGAAAGUGCACUUGUUUUCAAUGAGUAUGCAUGGAAUGCCUACCCGUACUGCAGGACCAUUAUUACAAACAAUUACAUGCAAGAGAAAUUUAAUGUUACAAUCGAAUCACUGCAUGUGGAUUCCGAUAUCAACAUGGAAAAUCCUCAUCAAUUAACUCCACAACAGUUAGCUGAGGUUGAAAUUAUCUACAUAGAUAUUGGUGACAUCAAUCCAUCAGAUAAAGAUUACAAUCCAAGCGAAGAUCCUACAACCUUUCAAUCUGCAAAAACUGGUCGUGGUCCCUUAGGACCUAAAUGGUGGGAGAAUGGUUAUGAAGGACCGAUUAUGUGCGCUUAUAAACUUGUUAUGUGUGAAUUUAAAAUGUGGGCAAUGCAAGGACGUGUAGAGAAGAUGAUUCAACGUCAAGAACGGCGAUUAUUUGCCAAUUUUCAUCGUCAAGUAUUCUGUUGGAUGGAUAAAUGGCACGGGUGGACAAUGGAUGAUGUAAGAAGACAUGAAGAACGUACUAAACAAGAAUUAGAAGAGCAACGUAAACGAGGCAGUCUACGUGGUCAUGUCACAGAGGAAUAAAUGCUCACUUGUUCGGUAGUAUUAUUUAUUUUUUCUUUCUCCGUCUGUCUGUCCCUCUCCCUGUCGGAUUGUUGCAUAAUGAUAGCAGCAGCUCCAGCAGUAAAACACAUCACAUCCAAGAGCGAUCAUCAUCAUCAUUCUCUCCCAGCUAUCUAUCUAUCAUCUAUC